UCAGUGAUGGCUCCAGGAUGUUUCUUAGCAACAGUGGUACAAGCAGAACUCCUGUAGUAUUACCUCCCCUCCCCCAUACCAUCCUUAGGCCAUGCCCAUUGGCAGCUGCAAGUUCUCUUCCCCCUCAUCUGCAUACAGGCUCCAGAGACUCAGCAGUGUCUGGGCCUAGGGGAAUGGAAUGUAUGCAUGAUGGAUUCACAUAAACUAAAUGGGUCUCUCAUUUUCUUCAGAAUCACAGUUCCUCCUUCAAAAUGUAAGGCUCCGGUCCCUCCCACUGCAGCCCAGGAAGCAAAGACAACCUAACUGCUCUCCAAGUGGAAACCACUCUGUGCUGACCCCCAAUGUUAACAUAACAGAGAAUACCACCAUGCAUGUACUUUCCAACCAGACCAGUGAAAUAAAGAGCACUGUGAAGCCUUCCGUACUGCCCAAAACUACCACAGUUAGCACUGGGAAACCUGCAACUAUUGUUACAAUAUCAACCCCGGGAGUCUCACCGCAUGUGACUCCUACUGCCUCAAAGUCUACACCCAAAGCAAGUGCUUCCCCAAACUCUACCCAGACGUCAGCACCCAAGACAACCACAGCCCACAGUAGUUUAUUGACAUCUGUAACGGUUUCAGCAACUACUCAUCCCACCAAAGGCAAAGGAUCAAAGUUCGACACUGGCAGCUUUGUUGGAGGCAUAGUGUUAACACUGGGAGUGUUAUCUGUUCUCUACAUCGGGUGCAAAAUGUAUUAUUCAAGAAGAGGCAUUCGGUACCGAAGCAUUGACGAACAUGAUGCCAUCAUUUAAAGAACUUCAGUGGUCAAGGAAAGAAGAAAGACUACAGCCCUAUCUCAAUUAUUUUGGUUUAUAUUAGUUUAAAAUAUUUUUUUUUGGAAGUAGUAUAAGCAAGCCAUGCAUAAAAUGAACAGUGUAUUCCAUGAAUAUCUGGAAAUUUCUCAUUACUAUAGGUAAAGGGUGUAGUCUGGGUAAAAUGAAUAUUUGGAGCUAACAGGUAAUUUAUCCAGUGAUUGUAUUUUCUUUAGUAAGUCAUAGCAAGACAAGUCCUAUCUUUUGGAGUAUGUGCAUGGCAUUGAUUGGUCACGUAGGACCAGCAUCACUGAGGAUCAGGACCCAUCUGGCAUACAGAUGAGGAGCCUGUCACAGCAUUCCCGAUCUCAGUAUCUUUGAUGCUCAUAUAAAGCACUUGAGUGCCAGUCAGAGCUGGGUGAUCCUAAUUCCUGCCUCAGGUUCCACGGUUGAGCUAACCAGCUCUCAAGCAGUUGAAGGAAGCCUCAGAGUUCAUCUAGAAGUAGAACUUGCACUCUAAAUACAGCCCCCACGACCACUGUGUGCUCCUAUGCUAACUGCCACCGAGCACAGGGAGCUCAGACUUGGCUCAUCAUUUCUCUUCAACUGUCAGGCCUGGCAUUUCUUCCUUUGUACAUAAUUUAGACAAGCUGCAGAGCUCACCCGGCUUCUCAGAAGGCGCAGCAGCAUGAAGACUGCUGUCGUGCUGCUGUGGAAGCCUGUCCCACCAUUGGGAACUGCUUCUCACAGUCACUUGUCACUUUGAGAUCUAGUGAAUGGUUUUUAGGCAAUGUGGAGCUGCUUCCCAUAUCUAGAAUUUUUUUAAUGGAAUGCAAAAAUACCAUUUUUUAAAAAGCUCCAUUCUAUGAUGUCCCAAUCAGUGUUUAGAAGUCUAUAUUGACCAGCAUCCUGUUUGUUAAGCCAGGAAUUGUAAAGCUCCAGGCCUUUGAACCCACAGGGUACAAAUGCUGUAUUUUUUUACACUGUCAGCUUAGUCAGAUUUGAGAAAAUGACUUUUUUAAACUAAAAUGUAUUUUGGUAAGUUCUGGCUUCCUUAUCCCCAAGCCCAGUCCUUCCCCUCUGAAAAGAGAGCUGCAUCCUGCUAUUUCCAGGGAGGUAGCCUCAGGGCACCAGAGCAGCCAUACUCUCUGGCACUGUGAGUUCUAUAGUUUAUACUCAGGUCAAACUCAGGGCCAGGCUUAACAAGGAAAGCAUUUAGCUACACAAUACUCAUAGUGUAUGUCUAUUGUAGAGGGACAAAAUAAGUCAUUGCAAUUUCUAAAAGUGUAGAAAUAAGCCAAAAAUAUCUGAAUGAGCACACAUCUAUGUUACAAUUAAAAAUGUAAGUAUAACUUUUGUAAUCUGCUUCUGGUUUUUAAAACAACACAAACUACCAAGACUUUUUUAUAUAUAAGAAUCAUUUCUACUUGCUUUACAUCAGGUCCAACUGACCUGGUGAAGCAGGCUGCUCAGAUUAUGUUAACACGCAGAGAGAUGCUAGGAAAUGGACCAUGGAGUUAGACUGCUGGGAAAGCCACACUUCUCAGUGGCUAUUAAAUACAGUUCAGGGCUUUGGGGCAAUGAGGGUGUUGAAAGUUUAACUCAGUUUGUGUGCUACAUUCUUGGUACUUCAGUAUCCUCCAGAGACCCUCUUGAAUACUUGUUUCUCUAGCACUUUGGAAAUAUAAACCACUUUCUAAAAAGCACUGUCAUUAUUUGCCUCUUACCUUUCCACUGAGUUGGGGGUUAAAAGUAAUUUACUUAAUAUCUUUUCUAAUUUGUUACUUUCAAAUAGCAGGACUUUCUCUGAAGAGCCUUUUUUUGUUUUGGUUUGGUUUUUGGUUUUUUCAAGACAGGGUUUCUCUGUGUGGCCCUGGCUAUCCUGGAACUCACUCUGUAGACCAGGCUGGCCUCAAACUCAGAAAUCCACUUGCCUCUGCCUCCCAAGUGCUGGGAUUAAAGGUGUAUGCCACCACCGCCGAGCUAAGAGAUUUCUUUUUAAUCUAUAAAAAUUGAACAUGUUUCCUAAGUAUAAGUUAUCUUCCAAGUCUGACUUAAGCAAAUGCUUACCUUUCCUAGCUUUUCUAGAGAACGUGUUUACUAAAAUAAAACAAGUAAAUCCAUAGAAGAACUAAUUCAAAUAUGAGAGUUGGCAACGUAUUUUAUGGUGUAGUAAUUUUAUAUCUUGAGGAGAAAGACUCAAGCAAACCCUUAUUGCCCUUUUUCUAUUGUAAUGACCAAUUUUGGUAUUUCAUUGUUACUAAGAUCUAUUUUUUAGAAUAAAAUUUGUUCUCCAUUCAAA
Messenger RNA from Mastomys coucha (southern multimammate mouse), 3098 nucleotides. It is a transcript of the gene Tmem123, whose product is annotated as transmembrane protein 123. Gene Ontology annotation, cellular component: cytoplasmic vesicle. The record is from RefSeq and is a predicted model, not a curated record. The transcript is spliced from 5 exons. The coding region runs from base 209 to 796 and encodes 195 amino acids. Lineage: Eukaryota; Metazoa; Chordata; Mammalia; Rodentia; Muridae.